Molecule: messenger RNA, 990 nt
Organism: Aspergillus niger
Lineage: Eukaryota; Fungi; Ascomycota; Eurotiomycetes; Eurotiales; Aspergillaceae
Exons: 1
Coding region: 1-990 (329 amino acids)
Molecular function (GO): 4-hydroxy-tetrahydrodipicolinate synthase activity
Source: RefSeq, a predicted model, not a curated record
AUGGGCUCCUCCGUCGCCGUCAACCCCCAGCCUCAUAUCCCCAAAGCCGGCGUUUGGUGCCCCGCCGUGACCUUCUUCGAUCACAGCACCGACACUAUCGACCUCGAUGCCCAAAAGAAAUACUACCAGUACCUCUCGACCACCGGCCUCGCUGGCCUCGUCAUUCUCGGCACCAACUCCGAAGCCUUCCUCCUCACCCGCGAAGAACGCGCCCAACUCAUCGCCACGGCCCGUGCCGCCGUCGGCCCUGACUAUCCCCUCAUGGCCGGCUGCGGUGCCCACUCCACCAAGCAAGUGCUGGAACUCGCCGAAGACGCCGCCGCCGCGGGCGCAAACUACAUCCUUGUUCUGCCCCCGGCAUACUUCGGCAAAGCCACAACCCCGGCUGUCGUGAAGCGCUUCUUCGCGGACGUCGCGCGCAAGAGUCCCCUGCCUGUCGUGGUGUACAACUUCCCGGGUGUCUGUAACGGCGUGGAUCUGGACUCGGAGACCAUCACCGCCAUCGUGCGCGAGUCGGCAGCAUCGAGCACCAAUGGGGUCUCGAACGUCGUGGGUGUCAAGCUGACGUGUGGGUCAGUGGGCAAGAUUACGAGGCUGGCGGCCACUUUCUCCAAGGAGGAGUUUGCAAUCUAUGGUGGUCAGUCGGAUUUCCUGAUCGGUGGCUUGGCUGCGGGCUCUGCUGGGUGCAUUGCUGCUUUUGCCAAUGUGUUCCCAAAGACGGCAUCGAAGAUCUAUGACCUUUAUGUCGCUGGUAAGAUCCAGGAGGCAGUGGAGUUGCAGCGCCAGGCGGCGCUCGCGGAGAGUCCUUGCAAGAGUGGAAUUGCUGCCACCAAGUACGCAGCUGCGAUCUUCUCGGCUCGCGCGGCGGGCAUUGAGGGGGCUGAGGAGAAGUUGAAGCCCCGGACGCCGUAUGAGGAGCCGGCGGAGGGUGCGAAGAAGGGGGUGCAAGACUUGAUGAGUGCAGUGGCAAAGGUCGAAGGAAGUAUAUAA